Rotaria sp. Silwood1 is the source of this 1243-nucleotide messenger RNA. Lineage: Eukaryota; Metazoa; Rotifera; Eurotatoria; Philodinida; Philodinidae. The record is from the annotation of a GenBank genome assembly.
AUGUUUAAUGAUCUUCAUCGAAAUAUGGCAGAUUUAUAUUCAACUGAACAACAUCAACGUAUAUCAACAGCUGCUACAUAUUGUCGUGAUCAAAUGGUUGCUGUUCAUUAUCAAUCAUAUUGGUAUCAUGCACAUGUAUUAGAAUUUAAGUCAACAACAAAUUUUGCAUGGGUUCAAUUUGUUGAUCAAAAUGAAAUAUGUGAAUUAGGCACAAAUACAAUGCGACCAUUACACAGACAAUUUCUUAAUUUACUAUUACAAGCAUAUUUAUAUUGUUUAGAUAAUUUUGAUGUAAAUUAUCUAUGGUCAGCACAAGAUAAAAAUGUAUUUAAGAAGAAAAUACGUAAUAAAAUUUUAUAUGCAAAAAAGACUCAUGCGAAUUUAAUUCAAUUAGCUAAAUUUGUUGAUUGUAAACUUGUUUCAUUUGAUUUAUUUUCGAAAAUAUUACAUUAUUUAUAUAAAUCAUCUCAACAAACAAAACCAAUUCAAUUAGCAUCAUUAAAUCAUAAUAAUUUACCUUCAACAGUAACAAAUCUUCAUUAUUCUCAACAAUCAAAUAUUGUUUCACUAAAAGCCUUUUUACUAAUGUCAAAUAAUCAACUAUUUAUUCGUAAUCUUCAAUCAAUAUUACUUGGUAUUGUUAAUAAUGGAAGUAAUCCAGAAUAUAAUCAAACAUCAUUAAUGAUACCGAAGUCAUCGAACUCACCCAACUGAUAGUUAUUCGAACAAAAAGCAUUUUCGUCAACAACAAUAAUAUAUUUGUUAAUCAUACUGUGAUCAAGUUGUUUCUUUUUUUGUCUUUUGUGUAGAGAAUGAAAUAAAAACAGUCUACUCAGAAAAAAUUCUAUGCAUGUCUGUUUCUACUAACUUUUGUUACCGGUUUUUUUUUCUUCUAUGUUUGGUAUGAUAUCGUUUUUCUUGUUCGAAUUAGUUUUUAGGUAUGAACCAGAAAAAAUAAAUGUGAAAGAUUUUGCAGGUUAUUGAUUAAUUUUUCAUCAAGGACAAUCGGAGCUUAUGUAGAAGUCUAAAUUAGAUAAUUUUCUAUAAUUGACUCCAUUUUGAGUAAUAUUUUAUUUAGACUAGGAAUAGGUUAAGAACGAGAAUUUGCAGUACAUGAGACAUAACUAGAUGGACGCUAGAAAGCCUCAGUUCUCUCUUCCAAAAGAUUUUGAACGUUUCUUCUGACAAGUGAUAGAGCUCCGCUUGAAAAUGUGCUUGAGAAGCUUAAUAGAAACUCUUCACC